Molecule: messenger RNA, 1590 nt
Organism: Penicillium antarcticum
Lineage: Eukaryota; Fungi; Ascomycota; Eurotiomycetes; Eurotiales; Aspergillaceae
Product: putative endosome-associated ubiquitin isopeptidase (AmsH)
Exons: 2
Coding region: 1-1590 (529 amino acids)
Biological process (GO): protein K63-linked deubiquitination
Cellular component (GO): endosome; membrane
Molecular function (GO): metal-dependent deubiquitinase activity; protein binding; K63-linked deubiquitinase activity
Source: RefSeq, a predicted model, not a curated record
AUGGCUUCCAACAUCGGCUCCGGGGGUACUCCACCUCAGAGUGUAGAGAACAUCACUCGCAUCGCCCAAAACUACGAGUACAAUUCAUCAGUUCGUUUGCGAUACUGGCUGAGGACGGCGGCGACAAUUUUACGAGAGGCCCAAAUCUACGAAUCCGAAGGACACGACGAACAAGCAUAUCUCCUCCUCUUCCGACACGCCCAGCUGAUUUUAGUUCAUCUUUCAAAACACCCGGAUACUACAAAGUAUGAAGAAGACCGCAAAGCUUUGGUGGCUGCCGAAAAAGAGGUAGAGAAGAACCUGAGCAAGCUAGAGGUUCUAAGGCCCAGGAUCAACAAGCGAUAUGAGCGCUACACUCAGUUGAUGCACGAGCGUCAGUCCCGCAAAUUGCCAACUAAAUCCAAAAUCAUUCCGGAGCCGCGAGAGCAAGUCGCAGACCCCGCCCUAGCCGGUGUCGCCGAGCCCUUGGAAGCCGGCGAAAACCGGGACCUUGCUGUUCAGCUUGCCCAGUAUGAGCUCAAUCGGCGUGCAACUGUCCGAGGGUCUAAAGGCGCAUCGCCAGAGGAAGUGGAGGUUCGCCGUACAGCCGGUGUGUGGGGUGACUGGGAAGCUGCAUCGAAGCCGGACACUCGAUCAGGCGAUCAAGACUUGAGCCGACGCAUUCAGAACAUCAGGUCCAACAUGAAUCACACGCAUCAGCCAUUUCAUGCUCAGCGGGCUAAAGAUUCAGUGAGCGGAGGUUCUUCAGUCUACAAAUAUCCAAGUGUGCCGCGUCAGAAGCCUCUGGAGCCCACUGUAUCACCGGGCCAGAUCGCCAUUCUUGAUAAGAAUGUAGAACGCCAUGCGCCUCCUAUCUUGCCUCCAAAGGAACGCAUUGAGCCGAGCAGGGCCUCGAUCAUCGAAACAAGUGUUCCGCCAACGCCAUUGAAAGUGGCACCAACCCCACCACUGCCCAACAAGGUAAGAGCAGAAGAAACAAGCAUCAAGCGGCCUGAUCUCGACCCAUCCAGUUAUACCUUCAAACCCUCCGCUUAUCUGGAAAAUGGUACUCCCUUGCGCUCCGUUUUUCUGCCAGCCAACCUCCGAAAUCGCUUCUUAUCCCUGGCUUCUCCCAAUACCCGCAACAACCUAGAGACAUGUGGAGUCCUCUGUGGUACUCUAGUCUCCAACGCACUCUUCAUAUCCAAAGUCGUGAUUCCAGAGCAGACAUCCACAUCGGACACCUGCGAAACGGUGAACGAGUCUGCUCUUUUCGACUACUGUGACUCAGAGGACCUAAUGGUUCUCGGAUGGAUCCACACGCAUCCAUCGCAGACCUGUUUCAUGAGCUCCCGCGACCUGCACACACAUUGCGGCUAUCAAGUCAUGCUCCCAGAGAGCAUCGCUAUCGUGUGCGCUCCAAGCAAAGAUCCGGACUGGGGCGUGUUCCGUCUGACUGACCCGCCAGGACUCAAGACUGUCUUGAGCUGUACGCAGACCGGUCUCUUCCACCCACAUGCGGAGGAAAACAUCUACACUGGAGCUUUACGACCGGGGCACGUGUUCGAGGUUGAUGGACUCCAGUUCGAGACAGUAGAUCUGCGACCUUAG